Messenger RNA from Camelina sativa (false flax), 2573 nucleotides. Its product is annotated as PWWP domain-containing protein 5-like. NCBI's taxonomy places the organism in Eukaryota, Viridiplantae, Streptophyta, Magnoliopsida, Brassicales, Brassicaceae. The record is from RefSeq and is a predicted model, not a curated record.
AUAGAGAGUGGCUGUGGGCUGUGACGAGUCGCGACAAAAUCAAGUACUACCACGUGUCGUUUUUCUUGACGUACACGUAGUACAUCCUCUCAGCAAAUCAGAAGAGAAACUCCCCCUCACGUCAUCAUCUCCCAACAACAUCAAGCUCUCUUCGCCGGGGAAACAUCGUCACGGCCACCUAAGGGAUUUUUGUUGGUGAUUGUUGUCAUGUCUACGGAACCAGGAGGAGUCGAAUCGGACUCCAACGCUGAUUUUGCAGUGAAGGCGUCGAGGUUUGACUACGGAGUAGCUCACGCAUCUGAAACCCUAACUGAUGCCACGAGCUUUCAAGCUCAGCAGGACCUGGUAGUAGUGAAGCCAACUGGAGUCGAGGGGAAAGGUUCGGGCUCUGCUCUUGAUGAUAAGGAUCUGGAUUCUCAUGGCGAUAGUCUCUGUGAUGUGGUUGAUUCUGGUGUAGAACCUGGGGGUUUUGGUGAGAGCAGAAACCUAGAUGGCUCAGGAGAGGAAGAGUCAAAGUUUGAGAAUCUAGAUGGUGUGGUUUCAUCUGGUUCAGAUAUGCUUAAGAGCAGCAAGGAUAAGAAUGGAUUUGCUAACGAGAAUCUGAAGCUGUCUGACUCUGAUUUGGUUUGGGCUAAAGUAAGGAGCUAUCCAUGGUGGCCUGGACAGGUGUUUGAUGCAUCUAAAAUUGCUAAGAAGCACUUCAAGAAAGGAAAUGUCUUUGUUGCGUAUUUUGGGGAUUGUACUUUUGCUUGGAUUAAUGCGUCUCGGAUCAAGCCUUUUCAUCAGCAUUUCUCUCUAAUGCAGGAGCAGAGCAACUCGGCUCCGUUUCGUGAUGCUAUUGAUUGUGCUUUGGAAGAAGUUUCAAGGAGAGUAGAGUUUGGUUUGUCUUGCUCUUGUAUCUCAGAGGAAGCCUAUAUCAAACUCAAGACUCAGAACAUAGUCAGUGCUGGAAUUCGUGAGGAGUCAAGGGUGAGAUAUGGUGGAGACAAGUUAUCGAAUGCAAUCUCCUUUAAACCUGUGAAACUCGUGGAAUCUAUCAGGCGUUUAGCUUGCUUUCCUGACUAUGAUGCGACUGAGGAGCUUCAGUUUGUUAUAAACCGAGCUCAGGUUUUGGCUUUUCAACAAUGGAAAGACUAUUCUCACUCCCUUGACUAUGAAACAUUUAUAAAGUCGAUAGAAUCCACAGCAUCUCUCCCAAAAGCAAAUACAGUUGAAGGGAUAUCUUCCAGAAAGAGAAAGACAGGUUACAAAGAUAACGCUGAACACAAGGAAGGGUUUGAUUCUGAGGAUAGGACUGACGAAGAGACAAAGGAGAGGACUUUGUCAGAUUUGAUUGUAAAGAGACGCUGUGGGGGUGAAUCAACUGAGAAAUUGGAUGGUAAGUCGCAUUCUGAGAAGAAACGUAAGGCUGAGUCUUUGGAAUCUGGUAAGUCUGAGAAAAGGAUCAAGAACAACCGACAAAAAGAGGAUUCAGUUUCUAAAAUCUCCGAUGAGGAAAAUAACUUUGCAGUGGGUGAUACUAAUAAACUACAGAUGGCGGCUGAACCAUGUUAUGGAAUUGGAGGUGGAAGCGAGAUAAAUUCUUUAACUCCUGCACUUAGGCCUUGCGAUGAUUCUAAUUCUACCACAAAAUUAGAAGUUGAGAACGAGAAGACGAAGAAGCCAAAACAGGAAGAGCUUGCCGAAAGAAAGAUUUCUUCUUCUGGCCUUCAGGCUGCCAAAACUCCAACGGGGAUACCCGAAUCAAUCAGCAUAGACCCCUUGAAUUAUGAAGAUUUUGAAAAGUUCAUUAAUGAACUAUCUUGCAGUAAACUCAAUAAUGGUAUCACUGAGACAGAACCUGGUGAUAAGAAAGACUCUGCAGAAGAUCAGAUCUUACCUGCAAAUAAAGAAAUCACUGGCUCAGGCUUGAAAGAGCAAACUGGUGUCAAGAACUGUUCUGCGGAUUCUUCAGCACCCAAUGCCUUAAUCCUCAACAUUGGGGAUUCAGGUUCAGUUCCACCUGAAGAAAUGCUACACUUAAAGGGAAGUAUUGCUGAGAAACCUGGUGAUAAGAAAGACUCUGAAGAAGUGCAGAUCUUACCUGCAAAUAAAGAAAUCACUGGCUCAGGCUUGAAAGAGCAAAUUGGUGUCAAGGACUGUUCUGCAGAUUCAUCAGCACCCUAUGCGUUAAUCCUCAAAUUUGCAGAUUCAGGUUCGGUUCCGUCAGUAGAAAAGCUGAACGAGAUAUUUAACCGUUACGGUCCUCUCUAUGAGUCGAAGACUAAGGUCACGAAGAAGGGCAAGAGAGCCAGAGUACUGUUCAAAAAAAGCGAAGACGCAAAGACUGCCUUCAGCAGCGCCGGGAAAUACAGCAUCUUUGGACCUUCUCUUCUAAGUUACAGACUCGAGUAUGUUUGCCCCAAAGCGAAAAAGAGCAACAACAUGACUGUUUGAUCCACAUCGUCUGCAUCUCUUAACUUUGUGAGGUCAGAGUUCGAUCAGAUUAUAUCAGUUGAGAGUAGAUUUUCAAUAAAUUAAAAGGAAACAAUCUUGUUAUGACUUAUUAGAAUGAGACUAAAAUUAAAAGUUCA